Messenger RNA from Chlorocebus sabaeus (green monkey), 873 nucleotides. It is a transcript of the gene PSMB6, whose product is annotated as proteasome 20S subunit beta 6. The record is from RefSeq and is a predicted model, not a curated record. Gene Ontology annotation, molecular function: threonine-type endopeptidase activity. Lineage: Eukaryota; Metazoa; Chordata; Mammalia; Primates; Cercopithecidae. Gene Ontology annotation, cellular component: proteasome core complex; cytoplasm.
AGCGUGACCGAGCGCUUUACGACAGUUGCUUUGAGGCAGUACCGGAGGAGAAAUAUGGCGGCCACCCUACUAGCUGCUCGGGGAGCCGGGCCGGCACCGGCUUGGGGGCCGGAGGCCUUCACCCCAGACUGGGAAAGCCGAGAAGUCUCCACUGGGACUACUAUCAUGGCCGUGCAAUUUGACGGGGGCGUGGUUCUGGGGGCAGACUCCAGAACAACCACUGGGUCCUACAUCGCCAAUCGAGUGACUGACAAGCUGACUCCUAUUCACGACCACAUUUUCUGCUGUCGCUCAGGCUCAGCUGCUGAUACCCAGGCAGUAGCUGAUGCUGUCACUUACCAGCUCGGUUUCCACAGCAUUGAACUGAAUGAGCCUCCACUGGUCCACACAGCAGCCAGCCUCUUUAAGGAGAUGUGUUACCGAUACCGAGAAGACCUGAUGGCGGGAAUCAUCAUCGCAGGCUGGGACCCUCAAGAAGGAGGGCAGGUGUACUCAGUGCCUAUGGGGGGUAUGAUGGUAAGGCAGUCCUUUGCCAUUGGAGGCUCUGGGAGCUCCUACAUCUAUGGCUAUGUGGAUGCUACCUACCGGGAAGGCAUGACCAAGGAGGAGUGUCUGCAAUUCACUGCCAAUGCUUUCUCCUUUUAUCCACAGCUCUCGCUUUGGCCAUGGAGCGGGAUGGCUCCAGUGGAGGAGUGAUCCGCCUGGCAGCCAUUGCAGAGUCAGGGGUAGAGCGGCAAGUACUUUUGGGAGACCAGAUACCCAAAUUCGCCAUUGCCACUUUACCGCCCCCCUGAAUCCUGGGAUUCUAGUAUGCAAUAAGAGAUACCCUGUACUGAUGCAAAAUUUAAUAAAGUUUGUCACAGAGAAUCUUUA